CCCAGUUCUUGUAUGUCCAUGAACAUAGCCCAUAUUCUGUUUACAUUGGCGAAGUAGCUAACUAGUAGGUCUCCUUUUCGCUGUCUUUCAAGUGAAAGUUUUUCCAAAUGACGCGUCGUUUCAACAAGAGUAUGGGGAUGUGCUUACCGUGCCUUGGUGGAGCUGCAGACGACGUGGUACCGACACCAGACCCAGAGACAAGGAGACGUCAGCUAGCAGAGGCAGCUGAGAAGAGACAGAAAGAGACAACCUACAGGGGUGUCAAAAACCCAGAAGCAGUUGAGAGAAAGAAAAAGAAACAGGAGGACAUGAAGAAACAAGAGAUGACCACGUCUCCGUCUGGAGGAGGAGGAGGAGGAGGAGGGCUGAAGUGGCAGGUGGGCUAAAGAUCGACAGACAUGGAGAGAUUCUGAAAGUCUCAAUCUACCCUGAGGUUCAACCAACAACAUGAAGAGUAUUGGUACCAGUUGACUUGAAAAGGCCUUUUUUGGCUAUCUGUCCUUCUUCUAACAAUGUUUUUUAUUUUAAAUACAAGCUUUUUCAGAGGCAGUAGGAUAGUUUUGUCGUGUUUCGCGCCGGUAGAAAGAAAGAUUCUGCUGCUCGAUGUUGGCCGUGUGCAGCGCAGUACAUGCCUCCCCUAAUGCCAAGACGUACAAGAGAUAUACAAGCCGGCCAAUGGAUCAUUGGAACAGACAGGGUGACUAUGACGCUGCUAUGAGUAGCAUAUACACACUUAGAGGAAAUAUGCUCACAGUAAAUCUAUAAACUGUACCAGGCGUCUUGCCACUCUCUCUCUCUCUGCUCUCUCUCUUUGCCACGCCCCUUCUCUCUCCCCUUAUCCCUCCCUCCCCCUUCUCU
Molecule: messenger RNA, 858 nt
Organism: Coregonus clupeaformis (lake whitefish)
Lineage: Eukaryota; Metazoa; Chordata; Actinopteri; Salmoniformes; Salmonidae
Product: small VCP interacting protein
Exons: 6
Coding region: 108-386 (92 amino acids)
Biological process (GO): negative regulation of retrograde protein transport, ER to cytosol; negative regulation of VCP-NPL4-UFD1 AAA ATPase complex assembly; positive regulation of autophagy
Cellular component (GO): endoplasmic reticulum membrane
Source: RefSeq, a predicted model, not a curated record